Messenger RNA from Syngnathoides biaculeatus (alligator pipefish), 1565 nucleotides. RefSeq names its product XK related X-linked (gene xkrx). The coding region runs from base 1 to 1431 and encodes 476 amino acids. Lineage: Eukaryota; Metazoa; Chordata; Actinopteri; Syngnathiformes; Syngnathidae. The record is from RefSeq and is a predicted model, not a curated record. Gene Ontology annotation, cellular component: membrane. The transcript is spliced from 3 exons.
AUGGAGGAGCGGGAGCGGGAGAUUUCCUACGCGGAGCCGUCGGCGUCGGACAGCGGGGCGGCGUCGGUGGUGGUGGUGGUGAAGCCGAACCCGACCCGAGCGCGCCCCCCGUUGGGCGUGCUCCUCGCCACGCUGCUGUACUGCGCCGAGCUGGUCAACGCCGCCGCGCUGUGCGCCAGAUACAGCCGCACGGACGACCGCCACUGGCUGGGCUUCACCGCGGCCUUCGCGCUGCUCCCGGCCGUCCUCAUCCAGCUCGCGCUCAUCUUCAUCCACAGGGACGCGGGCCGGGACCGGCCGCUUGUCCUCCUGCUGCACCUGCUGCUCCUGGGACCCGUCGUCAGGUGUUUCGACGCCCUGGCGGUGUACUUCCAGAUGGGCCGGAAGGAGGAGCCCUACGUGACCAUCACCAGGAAGAUUUACCUGAAGCGCGGCGAGGGCACGCGCACCGAGUGCCAGGUCAGCCGCUCGGCGCGCAUCCUGGCCACGCACAGGAACGCCUUCAAGCGCACCGCCGUCAUCCAGGCCUUCCUGGGCUCCACGCCGCAGCUCACGCUCCAGCUGUACGCAACCAUCCAGGAGAAGUACAUCCUCCCCAUCCGACUGACGCUGAUGAUCGUCGCGCAGAUCUCCGUCAUCUACGGCGCCCUGGUGUGCAGCGUGCUGGCCGUCCAGAUCCGCUACGACGACUACAAGGUGCGGUUCCGGCCCGCCGCCUACCUGUGCAUGAUCCUGUGGCGGGGCCUGGAGAUCAGCACCCGCGUCACCGCCCUGGUGCUCAUGAGCACGGCGCUCACCCACUGGGUGAUCCCGGUGGGCGCGGCCAACCUGCUCUUCUUCUUCUUCCUGCCGUGGGGCGAGUUCUGGGCCAAGAAGGGCUCGCUGGCCCAGGACGUGGAGAAGAACUUCUCCAAGCUGGGCACGGUGACGGUGCUGUGCCUGUUCACGCUGCUCUACGCGUGCAUCAACGUGUUCUGCUGGUCGGCCGUGCAGCUGGACCUGGGCCACGCCGAGCUCAUCGACCGCAAGCAGCGCUGGGGCCGGCUGGCCGCGUACUACGGCGCCCGCUUCGCCGAGAACCUGCUCCUCAUCGCGCUGUGGUACUUCUUCAAGUCGGACUUCUACGAGUACGUCUGCGCGCCGCUGCUGGCCCUGCAGCUGCUGGUCGGCUACGGCCUGGCCGUGCUCUUCAUGCUGAUCUUCUACCAGUUCUUCCACCCGUGCCGCAGCCUCUUCCGCCACAACAUCCACGACUGCCUGCGGUGCGUCUGCUGGCGCCGGCGGGCGGGCCCGGAGGCGGGGCGGCCCGGGAGGGCGGCGGCGCCGUCCUACUCCGCCGCCGCCACCGUGGCGCUGAUUCCCGACGAGCCUCGGGAGCCGGCGGAUCGGCCGGUGACGGACAUCUUGGACGACAUCGCUCGGUAUCCCUGAGGGGGCUCAACCGUAGGGGGCGCCGUCGCCGCCCGAAACCCCCGCAACUAAAUGACCCGCUUUCACGUCAUUGGUCCGAACGUGACCAUCACGCCUUUGUUCACCCGUCUGGAGCGAUUAAAUGUAGUAUCCGA